This is a messenger RNA of Colletotrichum higginsianum IMI 349063, 702 nucleotides long. RefSeq lists its product as uncharacterized. The coding region runs from base 1 to 702 and encodes 233 amino acids. NCBI's taxonomy places the organism in Eukaryota, Fungi, Ascomycota, Sordariomycetes, Glomerellales, Glomerellaceae. The record is from RefSeq and is a predicted model, not a curated record. The transcript has a single exon.
AUGGAUGCCCAUGCCAACUUCUCUGCUGGCUCCCGUGACAUGGAUGCUGAUUCCGACGAGCCGUUUCUGGUCCAUUGCCAGGCCGAGCAUAAGGGCGUCCAUUUUGAAGAGAUUUCACAUACCCUAAACACGACGUCAUGUUCACGAAAAUCGCAACUAUCAACAAUCCGUCUGGCCUACCUGUUCUUGUUGGCCGUCUUUGCCGUCUGGGGAGCGAUUGACGCGGGAACUCAGUUCUUUCAAUGGCUGCGGGGGCCUCCGUCCAUCCAGUGCCACUGCGGAGUCACAGCAGCCGAAGGACUGGCCCAAGGUUGCGUUUUUGACGAGCUGGAACUUGGCUGGAUGCGCCCAGAGUGCGUAGACCGGGAGCUCACCCAAGAAUUCGCACGCUCCGGUCCGGGGAGCGACGGGAUGUGGUACUACGAAACGGAAAUCAACGGCAAGAUGACGCCUGUCAAUGUCAGCAUGCUAUCAACUUUAGUUGAACCGGGGAGAACGGUCAGAUUUACAUACGAGCAGCACAUUACGCACUGCAUUUUUGAAUGGAGAAAACAGCUCCGCCAGCGUUUCCUCGGGACUGUCAUGUCGUUCAGGAGAGGGAUGGAAGAUCACAUCAAGCACUGUGGAAAGAUGUUCCUGUUAGAGGCUGGUAUGAACGAAACAAGGACGAAGUUGGUGUACCCAAGCCAAAUUUCCGGGUAG